AUGGACGAGCCGCCGCCACCUCCACCGUGCGAAGCCGAAGCGACCUACGAGCGCUUGGCUGCGCUGGCGCCGGUUUGUGGCUCUUGCCUGGAGCCGCUGGUCAGUGGCUUCGUGCAAGACCCCGGGUUCCGGCAGGAGCUCCAGGACUUCAUCUUGGCCAGGGCCCCCCACUUUUUAGUGCUCUGCGAGGAUGGUAGCCACCCGCUGGUCUGGAAAAUCUACCAUGACGAGUAUCGCGCCAUCUUCGAGCGGCAAAUGCAGCCGCCCGGCGAGAAGGCGCUGGAGUCAAUGGGAGGUUUGAGGACCAUUUUGCAGGCGCUGGGCUUGAGUGCUUUGGAGCUCACGGAUCUCUGCGCCUGGCUGCGGAGCUCCAACGGCCACGGCUUUCAGCUGGACGAUGGCAUCGGCGCCUUCCUGGAAGCCGUCACCGCCUGCGAGGAGUACGAGAACUUCCUCUCGGUGAUGUUUGCAGAGGUGGCGCGGCAGGCGGAUGACACCUUGGAGGUUCAAGUCCCAGCGCACCUGCAACCGGGCGAUGCCUUUGAGGUGGCGUACCUCGGUGUUUGCUACAACCUCCAAAUCCCUGAGUGCCAUGCGCCGGGUGACGUGCUCCGGGUGACGGUGAACAAACCCCACAAACUGGACGUGGUGUCGCUCUUCAACGUGCCUGACUCCUUCUAUGGCCUCGACUGA
This is a messenger RNA of Effrenium voratum, 693 nucleotides long. NCBI's taxonomy places the organism in Eukaryota, Dinophyceae, Suessiales, Symbiodiniaceae. The record is from the annotation of a GenBank genome assembly.